UGGUGUGAACAUGUUUGAACUGCUGGAUGUUUUUAGUGUUUAUUUCUUUGCAGGUUUGUCCAGCCCAGCGAGAGGAUGCCGUAUUUCACACUGAAGCCAUGUCUGGUGCACUGAUUACUUUGUAGCUUUAGCAUUUGUGCAGAGCUGCAUGUGAAUUAACCCUGAUUAAAGCCCAGAGUACUCUCAUCACUGUGUGUAAGAUGCACGUCAACACAUACGUCAUUACUGGAGGCGGAGGAUAUCUCGGCUUCCGUCUUGCUUGCGCCCUCAGCAAGAAGUCCUUCAGAGUCGUCCUGUUUGAUGUGAGGCCGCCCAGUGAAGCAUUGCCCGAGGGCGUGGAGUUCAUCCAGGGCGACGUUCGGGAUUUCACACAGGUGGUAAAUGCACUGCGCGGCGCAGACUGCGUUUUCCACAUCGCAUCGUACGGGAUGUCCGGGAGAGAGCAACUCAACAGGAAGCUGAUUGAAGAGGUGAACGUUCAGGGGACGGAAAACGUUAUUCAGGCGUGUUUGGAUCUCUGUGUUCCUCGACUGGUCUACACCAGCACCUUCAAUGUGGUCUUCGGUGGCCAGGUCAUAAAGAAGGGCGAUGAAACACUUCCUUAUCUGCCUUUACACCUCCAUCCAGACCACUACUCCAGGACCAAGUCAAUGGCAGAAACACGGGUGCUAAAGGCUAAUGGAUCGCCCCUAGCGGGUGAACGUGGGGUCUUGCGCACUUGCGCCCUCCGUCCAGCUGGGAUUUACGGCCCGGGAGAGGAGAGACAUCUUCCCAGGAUUGUAGGAUACGUCAAGAGCGGCCUCUUUAGGUUUGUGUAUGGAGAUCCUGAGAGUCUAGUGGAGUUUGUCCAUGUUGAUAACCUAGUCUCUGCACAUGUGUUAGCCGCAGAAGCGCUAACGGAUAAACGUCAGCACCGUGCUGCUGGACAGGCUUACUUCAUCUCAGACGGCCGGCCAAUCAACAACUUUGAGUUCUUUAGGCCAUUAGUAGAAGGUCUUGGUUACUCUUUCCCCAAGCUCCGACUUCCACUUUCUCUCGUUUACUUCUUUGCGUUCCUCACAGAGAUUGUUCACGGCGCCAUCGGCCGCGUCUACAACUUUCAACCUCUUCUGACACGUGCUGAAGUUUAUAAGACUGGAGUCACACACUAUUUCAGUAUGGAGAAAGCCAAAGCCGAGCUCGGUUACAACCCCAAGGAGUAUGACCUGGGAGAAGUGGUGGAGUGGUUCAGGAGCAGAGGGCAUGGGAAAAAGCAAGUCACUUCACCCAUUAAAAAACUGAUCCUCGAUGUUGUGUUGUUUCUUAUCAUUGUGGCGUUGGUUCUCUCUUUCCUGCCAGUCGUGGGUCAAUAAAGUGAAAAAGCUUUCAGUAUGUCCAGUUCAAUUUUUCUAUAGAUUUGUAUUAAAAAUAAUAAAAUGUAAACAUUAUAUUUCUGUAAAAAAAAAAAGCAAUUUCCUGGAAAACCAAACAGGAACUAAAAACGUUCUGUUCAUGGAACGUUACGAGAACCAAAAAAAACAUUCCUAGAACGUUCUGGGAACCAAUAGUGGUUAGCUGACGUACACUUAUGAAUUUCUGUUGACCAAUCAGAACGCUAUAUGGCUUAAUGUUUUCUUUAGCUACCUUCUGAUGACUGAAUACACAGCACCAUGUACACACACACUACCUUAACUCUCCUUCAACCUGUACAAACUAAAGACUCUUAUGAAACAAGUCACAUGACAAGAACUUGACCAAUCAGAAUGAAGCAUUCUUAGGUACAAAUCUACAGUAUCCAGGGAGAGAAACUGUUUUGGAAAGCAUAAAUCUUUAGAGUAUCCACUUUGGACCAUCCAGUAUGUGUGUUUUGUGGCAGUGUGAUUGUUGUGCAACCUAUCAUUGUGUUUUAUCUGUAUUCACAAUUUUUAGCUUCGUCAAUAAAUUAACAUCAUACUGAAAUAUUUGGUUAACUUGGCUGAAGUGAGCUGAUUGACUCAUGUUGGAGUGUUUUUAUUGUUUUAGUAAUAAUAAAUGUGCUUUUUUUUUUUUGCAUUAAUUAAUACAACACCUCAUUCAUAUGUUCCAGCUGUCUGAACAAUUUUGAACUCAUCAUGGCCUAAUUAUUUAAUCUUUUUUUCCCUAAAUAUUUGGAUUAAAAGAAUUUGAAGGCUUGUAAUGUAAAGUGUGAAUGCAAAUGUUUUGAUUUAAAAUAUGUGGAGUGAAAAUGUUUUGUUCCUAAAUUGCCAGAUAAAUAAUGCUAAGUGCAAUACAGAGCAAAACUGAUUGUCAUUAUUAUUUUCUCCAUCAUCAAGCAGCUCUACUCUGACAGAUAAAUUGUUGAUAAAGGGGCGUUUGUGUAACAGGUGGCUGACAUGCGAUGUAAGUGUGUGGGUGUGUUCAGUGACAGGUGUGUGUAUUCUACAGAAGUACACAAAAGACCCACUUAGAAAUCCAUUUUUCUUCCAAAUUGCUGCCUCAUGGUGUGCUUUGUCUCGUGUUUACACUGACUUCAAAAGCUAUGAACGUAUUCAUUCUAAAGAUUACCCAAAGAGGGUGUUUUUUUUGUUUGUUUUUUU
This is a messenger RNA of Pangasianodon hypophthalmus (striped catfish), 2555 nucleotides long. RefSeq names its product short chain dehydrogenase/reductase family 42E, member 1 (gene sdr42e1). The transcript has 3 exons. The record is from RefSeq and is a predicted model, not a curated record. NCBI's taxonomy places the organism in Eukaryota, Metazoa, Chordata, Actinopteri, Siluriformes, Pangasiidae. Gene Ontology annotation, biological process: steroid biosynthetic process. Gene Ontology annotation, molecular function: 3-beta-hydroxy-Delta5-steroid dehydrogenase (NAD+) activity. Bases 201 to 1352 code for a protein of 383 amino acids.